AUGAAGUCUGAACCCGAGCAAGAGAAAAGGCGGGAGGAAGAGGUUGAUAAUGAUGAAAAGAUCAGCCUCGGAAGAGACGAGGAAUCUCAACGCCCUCCUACCUCUGGAUCGACCUCUAGUAAAUCAGAGCAUCAUAGUCAACAAGACACCAUCGAACCUGUCAUGCUAGGCGAACCCUUGGGUCAUAUAGAUACUCGACCAUCCGUUAAGCGUGCCCAAUCUAGAGCUUCGUCUGCACGAUCAAAGGCUCGCUCUGUUGUUCCUAGAUCACAAAGACGUGAUCUACUUGCAAGAUUCACUUUGGUUCCAGAGAUUGAGUAUCCUCCUGAUUACAAAAACUCGACAAAAUGGUGUCUGACAGCCAUUGUUGCGUUGGCUACUGCUGCCGCGCCUCUAGGAUCUACUGUUGUAUAUCCUGCUCUUCCUGUCCUGGUUGACGAGUUCAACACUACCGAGACAAUCACCAAUCUUUCAGUCGCCCUUUACAUGAUCUCCAUGGCCAUAUUUCCACUCUGGUGGUCCUCCUUCUCUGAGGAAUUUGGCCGUAGGUCUAUCUAUCUCAUCUCUUUUAGUCUAUUCGUCAUCUUUUCCAUACUCUCAGCCAUUAGCAAGAACAUCACCAUGCUCAUCAUCUUCCGUAUGUGUGCCGGUGGUGCCUCUGCAAGCGCCCACUCCACAGGUGCAGGUUCCAUAGCCGACCUGUUCGAGGUCCAUGAGCGUGGAAAAGCCAUGAGCAUCUUCUACCUUGGUCCUCUCCUGGGACCCAUGAUAGCCCCUGUCAUUGGUGGUGCGCUAACACAGGAGAUCGGGUGGCAGGCAACCAUGUGGUUUCUUGCCAUCUACGGGCUUGUCGUGCUCCUCAUGAUUCUAUUCUUUUUACCAGAGACGUUGCAACGCAAGCCUGAAGCUGUCUUGCCAAUUGCAGACACUCAAGAGCUUAGUCGAAUGCGUACCAUGGAUUCUGCAAAAGUAAAGACCAAGAAUUUCGCCAAGUCUGCAAAAAGAUUCCUCAUCGAUCCUCUUGGAGUUCUUCUCUAUCUUCGCUUUCCGCCUGUUCUCAUCACAGUGCUCCUCGCCGCCAUUGCUUUCGGAUCCCUCUACGUUGUCAAUAUUGCCAUCCAGCAGAAAUUCUCCCGCGAACCGUACAACUUUGGUCAACUUUCUAUCGGUCUCAUGUAUAUUCCUGGAGGGUUGGGCUAUAUCGUUGGCUCUUUAUCUGGUGGACGCUGGAUCGACAAGAUUAUGGCCAGAGAGGCUCGUAAAGCUGGUCGCUACGAUGAGAACGGGAAGUUAAUAUAUCUCCCUGAAGAUCGCAUGAGGGAGAACGCUUGGGUCAUGACAACCAUGUACCCGCUCGCGUUGCUAAUGUUUGGUUGGGUUCUUCGAUACGGUUUACAUCCCGCGGUCCCAAGUGUUGCCCUCUUCUUGUUCGGAAUUUCCUCCAUGCUUGUUUUUUCUGUUGCCACAACCAUGCUUACAGAACUCAUACGCAAACGAAGUUCUUCGGGUGUCGCAGUUAACAACUUUGUUCGCAAUACACUCAGUUGUAUCGGAGCCAUUGUUGCUGCUCCAUGGAUCAAUGCCAUUGGUACUGGUUAUAUCAGUAUCAUUCUGCUAAGAAAGAAUGCCACCAAGUGGAGGAAGACUAUGGAUAAGGCACUGGGUCAAUAA
This is a messenger RNA of Fusarium poae, 1671 nucleotides long. RefSeq lists its product as uncharacterized. The record is from RefSeq and is a predicted model, not a curated record. Bases 1 to 1671 code for a protein of 556 amino acids. NCBI's taxonomy places the organism in Eukaryota, Fungi, Ascomycota, Sordariomycetes, Hypocreales, Nectriaceae. Gene Ontology annotation, biological process: transmembrane transport; intracellular polyamine homeostasis. Gene Ontology annotation, molecular function: polyamine transmembrane transporter activity. The transcript is spliced from 4 exons.